Messenger RNA from Aspergillus niger, 1317 nucleotides. RefSeq lists its product as uncharacterized. The record is from RefSeq and is a predicted model, not a curated record. Lineage: Eukaryota; Fungi; Ascomycota; Eurotiomycetes; Eurotiales; Aspergillaceae. Gene Ontology annotation, molecular function: carbohydrate:proton symporter activity. Bases 1 to 1317 code for a protein of 438 amino acids. The transcript has 5 exons. Gene Ontology annotation, cellular component: membrane. Gene Ontology annotation, biological process: transmembrane transport; carbohydrate transport.
AUGGAGAACUUCGCUGAUUUGUUUGCGAAAGGUGUCUUCCUAGGAGGUUAUAUUAGCAAUACCUAUGGUCGGAAAUGGUGCAUAUUUAGCAUGAAUCUCUACGCACUAGGCAGUGCAGCAGUAGUGGUGAGCUCCAAAACAGACGCACAAAUAUUAACAGGUCGAGCAUUACACUACAUCUACCUAGGAAUGCAACUAGCCGUAAUCCCAACCACCCUCGCCGAACUCGCCCCCCGGAACGUCCGCGGCGCCAUGGGCGUCCUAUACUGGCUCAGCAUCAAAAUCGGAGGCCUAGUAGUAACCGGCAUCGCACGAGGCACAUCCGGCAUCUCAACAAACGCCGCAUGGCAAAUCCCCUUCGGCUUGAUUCUCGUGAUUCCAUUUAUUUGCAUCUGGCUCGUCUGGAUAAUACCCGAGUCUCCGCGAUGGCUGCUCCUCCGCGACCGACAAGAAGAAGCACUGCAAGCGUUGAAACGAUACCGAUCGAAAACCACACCCCAACAUGAGAUACAAGAAGAUCUCGACGAAAUGGCGCAGAAGGUCACGGCCCAGCUGCAGAAGAAAAGCUUCAAGGAUCUCUUUAUCAAGGGAAAUCGUGAACGUACGUUCGUUGUUGCCGCUGCGAACUUCUUUCAGCAGGCUUCGGGGCAGGCGUUUGCGAGUCAGUAUGGGACGCUUUUCGUCAAGCAGUUGAAAUCGGUCAAUGCGUUUAGUGUUACGCUGGGUACUAAUGCGACUGAUAUUGGGGCGUUGAUUAUUUCGACGGCGCUGAGUGAUGUAGUGGGACGGAGAAUGCUCUUCCACAUAAGCGGCUUCCUCGAAACGGCGGCCUUAAUGACAAUGGGCGGUCUCGGUACCGCAGACACUAGUAACACUGCUGCCAAAGAAGGCAUCGUCGCUAUGCUUCUUCUUUACAGCUUUGGUUGGUCUCUUGCCUGGGCGCCGUUGGUGUAUGUGCUUGGUGCGGAGUUGCCUUCUGCGGGGUUGAGAGAAAUGACUCUGCGGAUCGCGUAUACUGUGAAGCUGGUGACUGAGUUCGCUGUGACAUUUUCGUAUCCUUACCUCGAAACCGCAGACGAUCCCGGCCAUGUGGACAUUGGUGGUAAGCUGGGAUUCAUUUAUGGGUCGCUGUCUGCUGUCUCAGUCAUAUUUGGGUACUUCUUCAUCCCAGAAACGAGGAAGUUAGAGUUGGAGGAUAUCAAUAAAAAGUAUGAGUCGUCAACGGAGAGUGAAAUGGAGCAGAAGGUUGAGUAUCAGAUUACUCUAGAUUCUAUCUAUCCUUGUGCGCCGAUUCCUCUCCGUGUAAAUGAUGGUUAA